Molecule: messenger RNA, 2120 nt
Organism: Nyctereutes procyonoides (raccoon dog)
Lineage: Eukaryota; Metazoa; Chordata; Mammalia; Carnivora; Canidae
Gene: SQSTM1
Product: sequestosome 1
Exons: 8
Coding region: 70-1401 (443 amino acids)
Biological process (GO): endosome organization; mitophagy; aggrephagy
Cellular component (GO): amphisome; aggresome
Molecular function (GO): zinc ion binding; K63-linked polyubiquitin modification-dependent protein binding; protein kinase C binding
Source: RefSeq, a predicted model, not a curated record
CCGCCCGCCGCCCGCCGCCCGCCGCUCGCCGCCGCGGCCCAGCCGUCCCGCCGCCCGCGCCCGGCAGCGAUGGCGUCGCUCACCGUGAAGGCCUACCUUCUGGGCAAGGAGGACGCGGCGCGCGAAAUCCGCCGCUUCAGCUUCUGCUUCGGCCCCGAGCCCGAGGCGGAGAUGGAGGCGGAGGCGGCGGCCGGGCCCGGGCCCUGCGAGAGGCUGCUGAGCCGGGUGGCCGCCCUGUUCCCGGUGCUGCGUCCCGGCGGCUUCCAGACGCACUACCGCGAUGAGGAUGGAGACUUGGUUGCCUUUUCCAGUGACGAAGAACUGACCAUGGCAAUGUCCUAUGUGAAGGAUGACAUCUUCCGCAUUUACAUUAAAGAGAAGAAGGAGUGUCGGCGGGACCACCGCCCCCCAUGCGCUCAGGAGGCACCACGUGGCCUGGUGCACCCCAAUGUGAUCUGUGACGGUUGCAAUGGGCCAGUGGUGGGGACCCGCUACAAGUGCAGCGUCUGCCCGGACUAUGACCUGUGUGCUGCCUGUGAGGGAAAGGGCCUGCAUCGGGAGCAUAGCAAGCUUGUCUUCCCCGGCACCUUUGGGCCCUUCUCAGAGGGCUUUUCUCAUAGCCGCUGGCUCCGAAAGCUGAAACACGGGCACUUUGGGUGGCCUGGCUGGGAGAUGGGCCCACCAGGGAACUGGAGCCCGCGUCCUCCCCGGGCUGGGGAUGCCCGCCCUGGCCCUGCAGCAGAAUCAGUUUCUGGUCCAUCGGAGGAUCCCAGUGUGAAUUUCCUCAAGAAUGUCGGGGAGAGUGUGGCGGCUGCCCUGAGCCCUUUGGGCAUCGAAGUGGACAUUGACGUGGAACACGGAGGGAAGCGAAGCCGCCUCACCCCCGUCUCGCCAGGUGGCUCCAGCACGGAGGACAGGGGAAGCUCUCAGCCCAGCAGCUGCUCUUCCGAUCCCAACAAACCCGAUGUGGAUCGGGAUCCGGAGGGCACCGCACAGGCGCUAGCUGAGCAAAUGGACAAGGUUGCCCUGGAGUCGGGGCCGCCCGAGGAACAGAUGGAGUCUGAUAACUGCUCAGGAGGAGACGAAGACUGGACUCAUUUGUCUUCAAAGGAAGUGGACCCGUCCACAGGUGAACUGCAGUCUCUACAGAUGCCUGAAUCCGAAGGGCCCGGUUCCCUCGGCUCUUCUCAGGAAGGGCCCACAGGACUGAAGGAGGCUGCUCUGUACCCGCAUCUGCCACCAGAGGCUGACCCCCGGCUGAUCGAGUCGCUCUCCCAGAUGCUGUCCAUGGGCUUCUCUGAUGAAGGUGGCUGGCUCACCAGGCUCCUGCAGACCAAGAACUACGAUAUUGGGGCGGCCCUGGACACCAUCCAGUAUUCAAAGCAUCCGCUGCCGUUGUGACAGCUUUCACUCUCUGUUCUGUCCCCCUUCUUGACUCCUAGUUGUGAUGAGAUAGUGUAGAACAGCCGGGCCUCUCUGGUGGCCAGUUUUUUUGCAUUCUUCUUCCAGAAUCUGGGGGGCGGGGAUGCAUGCAGCCCUAGAGGGCCACAGAACAGGUGACAGGAGGGGGAGGCCUGAGUGCGGGUGCUGAUGGCCACGCAGCAUUUCCCAGCUUUCCCGGGGUGUCCUGAAGCUUCCGGGGGGGGGGGGGCGCUUGUCAGGGAGGACGGGGAGGGCAGAUAGCAUAUUCCUGCUCCACCCACCCCACCCCUAUCCCUCCUCUCCCUGGAUUACACCAGCAGUCCACAGCGUCUUGCCUAUGGCCUUCUGUUUUUUUUUUCCUUUUCAAUGACAAAUAGUAGGCUGACCUGUAGUUGAUUUUGUGCUAGAAACCUGAUCGGCUCCAAGUUUAGACUGAGUACAACCAACAUCCUGUUGGCUGGGGUAGGAGCGGGUCCUGGAGGGCAGGGCAGUCCCAGGACUGGGCUUCUGGAAUCCCGUGGUCCUGAGGGGCCAGUGCUCACAGAAUGCUGUCUGCUCCAUAACGACUCUACCCUCAUUUCCGAACCUGUUGCUUUUAAAAAGGAGAUCCCUUUGUAACCAUCCUAUUGCUAUGUUGUAAACAACCUGUAAUUAAAUGGUAAAAGCACUUUAAUCAAAGAUGCUGCAACCAGAGAUGA